UCUGCCUGGCCAGCUCGAGCAGCAGCUGGCUCAGCAGGCGACAGGAGCACAGGCCACCCUUCCUCAAGGCCUCAGAAUGGACUUGUGCCACCCAGACCCAACGGAGCUGAGCAGCGGGGAGACAGAGGAGCUGCAGCGGAUCAAGUGGCACCGGAAGCAGCUUCUGGAAGACAUCCAGAAGCUGAAAGAUGAGAUCGCAGAUGUAUUUGCCCAGAUUGACUGCUUCGAGACCACGGAGGAGAGCCGGUUGGCCCAGAAGGAGAAGGAGCUAUGCAUUGGGCGUAAGAAGUUCAACAUGGAUCCCAUGAAGGGCAUCCAGUACCUCAUCGAGCACAAACUGCUGACCCCCGAUGUCCAGGAGAUCGCCCAGUUCCUGUAUAAGGGUGAGGGCCUCAAUAAGACAGCCAUCGGCACCUACCUGGGGGAGAGGGAUCCCUUCAACCUGCAGGUCCUCCAGGCCUUCGUGGACUGCCACGAGUUUGCCAACCUCAACCUCGUGCAGGCCCUCAGACAGUUCCUGUGGAGCUUCCGGCUGCCAGGCGAGGCCCAGAAGAUCGACCGGAUGAUGGAGACGUUUGCCACCCGCUACUGCCUCUGCAACCCAGGCGUCUUCCAGUCCACAGACACCUGCUACGUCCUGUCCUUCUCCAUCAUCAUGCUGAACACCAGCCUCCACAACCCCAAUGUCCGGGACAGGCCACCCUUCGAGCGCUUCGUGUCCAUGAACCGAGGCAUCAAUGACGGUGGUGAUCUGCCCGAAGAGCAGCUUCGGAACCUCUUCGACAGCAUCAAGAGUGAACCCUUCUCCAUCCCGGAGGAUGACGGCAAUGACCUCACUCACACCUUCUUCAACCCCGACCGCGAGGGCUGGCUGCUGAAACUGGGCGGCCGCGUGAAGACGUGGAAGCGCCGCUGGUUCAUCCUGACCGACAACUGUCUCUACUACUUUGAGUUCACAACUGACAAGGAGCCCCGGGGGAUCAUACCCCUGGAGAACCUCUCUGUGCAGAAGGUGGCCGACCCCAAGAAGCCAUUCUGCCUGGAGCUCUACAACCCCAGCUGCCGGGGCCAGAAGAUCAAGGCCUGCAAGACGGACGGUGAGGGCAAGGUGGUGGAGGGCAAGCACGAGUCUUACCGAAUCUCUGCCGCCAGUGCCGAGGAGCGCGACCAGUGGAUCGAGGCCAUACGAGCCAGCAUCACCCGUGUCCCCUUCUAUGACCUGGUCUCUGCUCGGAAGAAGAAGAUUGCCAGCAAGCACUGAGCUUCCUGGAGGUGGUGGCCAGGGGCGGGGCCUCACGGGAAGCCUACCACCUGUGGUCCCGGGAGACACAUGUCCCACCCCAGGGCACCCUUUCCUGGGUCACAGACAUCACCCCCGUCCCCAUUACUUUAAGCUAACAGGAGCGUGGCAGGGGCGGCAGGGUUCCAGAGGGUGGGUGGGAAACCCCGAGGGCUCAGAGGUGGCACUCGGAUCCCCUGGCACUGGGCACCCAGGCACCACUAGGAAAGGCCCCCACUCCCUGCCCCGAGUCACUGCAGCAAGGAGCAAGGGAAACAGCCGAAUAGGAACCAGCUCCAGCACCCAGCACCCUGUCCUGCAUUUGGGCCUCAGUUUCCCCUUCUGUUAAACAUCUCCUAUACCUGAAAUGCUGUGGGCCAUUGAGGCAGGAGGGGCCAUGGGGAUCCUGAGUGCUUCCUGCCCUUGGCCAUGGUGAUGCCUCUUCCUUCUGCUCAGGGGGUUCUCAGCCAGCCCCUCCCCUGUUUGCAGCAGGGGCUUAGCCCUCCCUGCCUGAGGGACACGCACAGCUCAGACCCAUGGACGGAACCGCUGGCAGACGCCAGGAGCCCAGUGCCCGUGGUCUUGGUCGCAGCUGGUCUCCAACUUGAUGUGUGCCUGCUGCCAGGUCACAAUCUUCUGGUUCUUGGAAAACUGUGGGGUUGGGAUAGAAAUGUCCUGGUCCCUUCCGUGUCCCCCCUGUCCCCAGCAACGGCAGAUCCCAGUGCUGCCCAAGUCGUCCCCUCCCUCCUCACGGGCCACUUCCUGUUGGAAGUGGAUCCACCCAAGAAGCUUCUGGCAGGAGGUGUUUGAGCUUGUGGACUGAUCACCGGGAGGGGCUUGCACCCAAGGCUGCAGGGAAGCCAGGAUCAGAGUGGGCUCCAGUCGCAAGGAUGUCCAUUUUGGAGGAAGAGCAAGAGGAACUCUUGAAGAAAGGGGAACAUCCCAGACACAUGUUCAUGCGGGACUGGUGGUAUGGCCAGGAAGCCCAGAAAAUAGAGCUUCAUGAACUGUGGUUACCGGGAGGGCUGCCUGGAGGCAGCGCCCAUGCCACAGAGCGACAUAGGAGCUUGUGGCAGAGUCUCAGCCAUAGCCUCCGGGCUGAGCGCUGACUGGGGGUCCUGUGGAGGUGAGGGGCUGCCCCAGCCAGGACCCGGCAUCCUGAGACCCGCAGUAGGGCCGUUGAGAGUUGAGCUGACUUCCCAGCAGGCAGCUCUGCCUCCAGGGUGGCCCCAACCAGGAGGAAGACGCCUUGAACAGGCGCCUUCCCAGAAGCCCUUCUUCCCCCGUUGUACAGGCCCUGCGGGAGUCCCUGCAGGGUGGUUCCCCAGCAGGAAAGCAGGAUACGUGAUUGCCUCUGCCCCAGCGCCAGCCCGUGGGCGAGCCAGAGCAAGGUGGAUUCCCCAGGGCACGGGAGGCGAGCUCUCCUCCCCUCCACCCCCACUGACACUCACACACCUUUCAUGGAGUCCGGGUAGAGUAGCUGUCUUUCAAGUGGUGAGAUCCCCGUCGCUGGAGGUGUGCGAGUGCCUGGUAAGGACAUGGUGCUGAAGAGGGCCCGGGUUGGGCAUCUGCAGGGGGCCUUGGAGGACAUUUGAGGACUUCUGCAGACCCCACGUCAGCCUGGGAACUGAGGGCCACGUCUGCCACCGCCUCUGGCCCCUGAAAGGGCAGCCAGGGGCCACGGAAGGAGCACUGGGCUGAGGGUCAUGGGCUCCAGAGUCCUCUCCUGUUCCUGGCAUAGGCUGGCUGGGUGGCCUCAGCCUCCCCGUUCCCGCCCUGGUCCUCAGCUGCCUCCCCCAUCAUUGAGAGGGUGGAAGCAGUUAUUUUCCAGGCAUAGCACCUGUUCUUGGAAUCACUCAGAAAAGAGAAUAAAGC
Messenger RNA from Nyctereutes procyonoides (raccoon dog), 3154 nucleotides. It is a transcript of the gene CYTH4, whose product is annotated as cytohesin 4. Bases 77 to 1261 code for a protein of 394 amino acids. Gene Ontology annotation, biological process: regulation of ARF protein signal transduction. Gene Ontology annotation, molecular function: guanyl-nucleotide exchange factor activity. The record is from RefSeq and is a predicted model, not a curated record. The transcript has 13 exons. NCBI's taxonomy places the organism in Eukaryota, Metazoa, Chordata, Mammalia, Carnivora, Canidae.